Prunus mume (Japanese apricot) is the source of this 2292-nucleotide messenger RNA. RefSeq lists its product as uncharacterized. The record is from RefSeq and is a predicted model, not a curated record. NCBI's taxonomy places the organism in Eukaryota, Viridiplantae, Streptophyta, Magnoliopsida, Rosales, Rosaceae.
UAAAUAUCCCCAAUCGCUCUCUCAUUCUCUCAAACGCUUCAACAUUUGUCACUCGAUCUGUAGCCGUCUCUCUUGCGAAGACCAAAACAGCUUGUUUUGAUCAUCUAGGGUUUCCCGUACACUAUGGAUUUCUCCGGCCUCACAAGAAAGGAGCUUCAGGCUCUGUGCAAGAAGAACAAACUCCCAGCUAACCUCACCAAUGUCGCCAUGGCAGAUUCUCUCAAGGCUCUUGAACACGUGGAAGGGCUUGAAGAGUUCCUGAACCAAUCCAAAUCGGAUCCCCAGCAAUCUCCGGAGAAAACCAUGAAUGGAUCACUAAGUAUCCCUCGUACUGCCGGCAGAACCUCGACUCGUAGAAAGCCCAUCCAAGUAGAACCAGAAAGCUCACAGCCAUUGACUCAAAGUCGCCGCGGAGCGAGGAGAGCCGUUUCUGAAGAGAUGGACCAAGAAAAGACUGAGGUGCCUAAAACUCCUGCCGCACCAAAUACCCGGAGAAGGGCUCCCGCUGCUUCUGCUCGACAGAACACCACACAGAAGGAGAAUCCUUCGGUGCAGAGCGUCUAUAACACAAGGCGAUCGGUGAGGCUGCUGGAAAAGAACAUGGCAAAGUUGAGCUUGGAUUAUGAAAACAGUAUGUCUUUUAAGAUGGAUGAACUUUCCACAGAAAUCAACAAUGGCUCAGUUGAUAUGGGGUCUAAUAUGCAGACGAUAUCAGAGGUGAGUUCAGAGAGGGUUGAUGUUUCUGAAGUUUCAUCGGAACCAAAAUCAAAUGGACCAUUUGAGAAUGAAGGGAAGUUGAAAGAUGAUGUUCAAGAACCUAACAAGACUGAUAUGAUUAAAGUAAAAGAUGAUUCAAAGGUAAAAUCAGAAGUGGAAUCUGGGGUAUCCGAACCAAAAUCAGCCUCAGAUGUCAUUGUGGAUGUAUCUCACGAAGAGGGGUCAGACGAAACAGAUGACAAGGAACCUCAUGACGAAGGAACAGAAAAAUCUAUAGCUGCCAAAGUUUCUGAUGAUAUUUCUGCUGAGGUCAUGUGCAAUGCUAAUGCUGCUCAAUUUUCGUUGUUACAAGAAGUAAAUGAAUCACUGAGUGAGGAAGAAUCCACUGACCCCAAUUCAUUGACUCUGAGUUCCGCUCAUGGUCAGGCUCAGAACCCAGAAGAUAAUUGUCAAAGCCUGGAGAUAAAAGAAUCUGAAACCAAUGCAGCAGAGGAUCAAGAUUUCGACUCAAAAUCUGCCCCUGUAGGAGAGACUGGAGAAGUCAAGGACGUGACCAAUGUAGAAGAAGCUGCUAAACCCCAGGUAUUGACCCUGAGCUUGUCUGAUGAACGACAGUCUAUGAUAAGUUGCAAGGACUCAAUAAUGUAUGGGGCGGAGGGCGAUUACACAGAGAAAUUCAAUUUUGAAUCAGACUUCAGCUCAGAAGAAGAUUCUGGUGAUGACAUCAGUGAAGAAGAAUCUAGUGAAGAUGAGACUAUGGAUGAAGAAUCAUUCGAGGAUAAGAAAAAUGAUUAUAUGCAAGUGAGUGAAGGGGGUGAUUUAAGUUCUGAAAACUCUAUAGCAGAAGUUGACACGGCAACCCAGUUAAAUCCUUUGUCAGAUGAGAUACCAAAAUCUAUGAAAGUAGCUCAGGAGGCAAUGCCAGUAGAAGAAAUUUCUAUGGUUACCAAUAACCACGAAGGCACUCCAAAAUUGCCACCAUUGGCAGCAGCUGACCAACUUCCGCUACAGUUUCCUCGUCCAACUCUCUCAAAAUCCGGCAAGUCUCCAGGCAAGAAUCAAUCGGCAAUUAUGAACUACAUCUUUGAUGACAACGAGGAAAAAGACAUUGAGAGUAGUGAUAAGUUUCUCGGAGGAGUUGAGAUGAAGAGAGACACUGACACCGUGCAAAAAGAACUUGAUACUAAGAGUCUAAGGCAGCUGAAGAAAAUGCUGAAAAAUCAACUAAAUAUUGGAGACAGUAAGAAUGGCACCAAGAUGGUAGAGAAGCCAAGAAUUGCCUUGCAGGAAGUCCCAGAGAACCAAAUGGCUGUGAACAAAGCUGGCAAUGGAAACUGAUUUUGGAUGUGGUCCUCUAAUUGAAUUUUGGUUGUGAAGAGUCAAUGUGUUGAGGGGGGUUAAACCUUGGUUUGCCUCCUUUAGAGUUUUAAGAUAACUUUGGGAGUUCAUUUUGGUCAUUGAAUCUUUAAGGUCUUUUUAAUUACUUGAGUAAUAAUGUAGCUCACCCACCCAAUCCUUGAUGGUGGGCUUGGAAGUUGUCAAUUUUGCUUAUUGAUAUAUACUAUUGACUUCUUG